AACAAAAGUUAUCACAUAAACCUGUCACACAAAUACAUUUCUCAUAUUUUCAUUAUUUUACACGUAUAUAAACAUUCAUAAAAUGGCAUCUAAACUGACCCACCCAAGCACACUAGCAUCUGAGUCGCCAAAUCCCGAUUCCGAAGGAGAUAACGCCAGUACAAAAAAAUACAAAGUUCCCCAAACAAGCAAACGUCCACCUUCGCGAUUAUCACUACUUGCUCAAAGCAAAUGGGCGAAACGUGUCCUCGCCCCAUACGUGCCAGUAUCAGUCAAGACCAAAAAAGCCUCACUUCGUCGUGAUGUCAACUAUUACAACUUCUUCCACAAAAAGUCAAGUCUCCUCAUGCGCAGCAUGCGUAAUUACCUCGCCAAUAAAAAGGAUCUCCCCGCAUUAUUAUAUGAAACUGCGGAUGUACUCAAAGUACUCACUGAUUCCCUUGGCGUGCGGUUAUAUUUUGUUGAUAAUAACAAAGAUCAACUAUAUCAAUAUCAAAAGAAUGUGAUUUAUCCAAGAUGCAGAGUGAAUUACGACCUCAACUCGUGCAGAUCUGUUGCUUGCUACGUGGCUAAAACAAAAGAAUUUGUAAUGGUGGACGAUGUUAACAAAGAUGCAAGGUUCCCAGAUGGCGUUAGUUACAAAGACAAUGUAAAAGCAGUUCUUUGCUUACCAAUCGUCACUCAAUUUUCUACAUUCGCUGUUAUUGAGUUAUACAGAGACGUAUCAGACGUGCCAUAUAAAAAGAACGACUUAAAACUAGCUGUGGUUAUGUGUGGUUGGAUCGGGUUGACUAUUCAAGAAAAUCAUGAAGGAUUCAUGCUGCAUCAGAAACAAGAAGUUAACAAUACUCUCCUACAAAUGGUUUUGACGUACUACAGUCAACCAGAUACUUUAGAAGCACUACUCUCUGAAAUCUUAAAUUACGCUAAAAAAGAAAUUGGCGCUGAACAAGGCACAUUUUACGUCAUCACAAAUGAACAGCACAUGAUUGCAGAUGUCUACGAAGAAGGCAUCUCGGAUUUCAACAAGUGUUUAGAGAAAAAACAAUCCGUGCGUUUUGGGCAUGAAAGCACUGUGGCUUGUUUAGUUGCCAGGGAAAGACAACGUAUUAACGUCAAAGAUAUGUAUGCAGAUCCAAGAUUUAAACCACAAGUGCAAAUUGAUGAAGAACUAGUGAUCAUUGAACGCACUGAACUUUGUAUUCCCAUUAUUACCAACAGUGAACUUCUUGGCAUUAUUUCCAUGGUAAACAAAGCAAACGAAUCGUUUUUCACGGUUGAAGAUGAACAAAUGAUGGAUAUUAUUAGUACCUAUGCAGGUUUAGCGUUGUUUUUUGCGAAGAACUUACGUCAAAUUAAAAAAGUUGAGAACCAUCUUGAAUGUGCAUAUGAUUUACUGCAAUAUCAUUUAAAACCUUGUGCUAUGGAGUUGAAUCAGUUGAGAAACGAUCUGAAUUAUCCAGUUCCUAAGAAUAUACUUGAUUUUACUUACUAUAUUCUCCCGGAAGAUUUACAUGCUAUGCCACAACUUUAUAUAAAAAUGCUGCGUGACAUUGUCCCCGACUGCGAAAUCAAUUUCGAAGAUUUAUACGCGUUUAUCUUGACGACACAAAGAUGUUACCGAUCAAAUCCCUAUCAUAACUUUGAGCAUGCUUUCAGUGUCUCUCAUUGCAUGUACACUAUAUUGAUUAGGAACAUCAACAAGUUUAGUUUACUAGAACGUGAAGCAUUGAUGAUUGCUGCGUUGACGCAUGAUAUUGAUCAUGGUGGAGUGACAAAUAAUUUCUUAUUGAUCACGAAUCAUCGUUUAUCGUUGAUUUAUGAAGAAUCCAUUUGGGAGAAUCAUCAUUGUUUUGUAACAGAACAACUUUUAAGAAAGUAUAACAUCUUUAAAAAUAUUACAGAAGAGGAAACAUCUGAAAUAUUUAUGACACAAGUGCAUGAAAACAUAAUCUUCACCGAUUUGGUUUAUUAUUUCAAUCGUAGCAAAUUAAUUGCGAUUUUAAACACUGGAGAGUUUAAUUGUCAAAUUCCUUUUCAUAAAUAUUUACUGAGGAAUGUUUGUAUGACAAUGGCGGAUCUUGCUGGACAAGGAAAACCGUUUAGUAUUACGAAAAGAUUGACUGAUGCUUUAUAUCGUGAAUUUUUUGCACAAGGCGAUAGAGAGAAAGCCAUGGGAUUCACACCGUUGGCAAUGAUGAAUCGUGAUAAUGAAAGUCACAUACCUGAUGACCAAUCACAGUUUUUAAGCAUUGUGGUUAUGUCAGCUGCUGAUUUAAUUAAAUCCUUACUACCUAACACUGAAGAAAUUUAUCUGAACGCCGAAAUGUUGAGAGACACCUGGCGUCGAAUUUUGGAAUCACGCGGGGAUAAACUAUGGCGUCAAUGCGAUUCAUUAGUUUCUUGAUCAAUAUACAAUGAUAUAUUUUUUAAAUGUA
Messenger RNA from Dalotia coriaria, 2438 nucleotides. RefSeq names its product cAMP and cAMP-inhibited cGMP 3',5'-cyclic phosphodiesterase 10A-like. The record is from RefSeq and is a predicted model, not a curated record. Gene Ontology annotation, molecular function: protein binding; 3',5'-cGMP-stimulated cyclic-nucleotide phosphodiesterase activity. Lineage: Eukaryota; Metazoa; Arthropoda; Insecta; Coleoptera; Staphylinidae. Gene Ontology annotation, biological process: negative regulation of receptor guanylyl cyclase signaling pathway; signal transduction.